This is a messenger RNA of Microcebus murinus (gray mouse lemur), 4071 nucleotides long. RefSeq names its product immunoglobulin superfamily member 11 (gene IGSF11). NCBI's taxonomy places the organism in Eukaryota, Metazoa, Chordata, Mammalia, Primates, Cheirogaleidae. The record is from RefSeq and is a predicted model, not a curated record. Gene Ontology annotation, cellular component: cell-cell junction.
GCCAGGCUGUUCUGAUGCCUGGGACGCCUGGCUGAGGUUUUGGCGCCGGCCACGGUCUGGGGAAAAAAGACUGCCCGUCGGCCCACGGCAGCGCGAACCCGAGCGCCGGGCGACCCUCGGUCCUGAGAAGACCGGGUCGCCGCCUUCUGGCAGCUAGAGCCCCCUUCCCCCAGGGACUAGGCUUCAGGGCUCCGCGUAUGGGCGCCUUGUUGUUUCCGGAGGCUCAGGGCCAUGUGUUUGAAAUGAGCCUUCUCAGGUACAGCCCCUCUGAUUAACACCCCCGCCCCUCAUGUUAACCGAUGACCGUGCAACUGGCGGCAACCGUGUGGGGGUCCUUGCACCUGAGCAGAGGUUACUGCUGCCAUCAAAUCAAACUCGUGCUUUGUCGUUAGUCACAGCUGUGAUGUACUGUCGAGUAUUAGUAUCGGGCACUAUGCUAGUAAAUGGUCCUGCUAAAUGUCAUUCUUCUUUAGACUCUAACCGGUAUUGUGGUGACGUAGCCAAAUUAGGUUCUUUUACUUUUCUAAAAAAACAUUUUUCAGUACUGGCUUUACAGUUUAUAAUUUCCCAGUACUGUGUUCAGUAGUACCAGCAAGAGUUUAGUCCUCCUAGUACUCACGUUACCAGGCUCAUCCGGAUCUCUCCUCACAAGAGGAGCGUGUAGAGAAGAGAGUUUGGCUGUCGUCCCCAGCCCCGCCCUCACACACCGCUGGGCAGAUCGUUCCUGCAGGAGCGUCCUCUUCCCCGUCUCAAGGAACAGGCGAGCCGCUCUUUUCUACCCCCUCUGGGAAGAGCUGUCCUGGGAGCGGCGUUUUCAUGCUGAAUUAGACGUAUGCUCUGUGGCUGGACCACCAGAGGGAGCCAAGACCAGCUAAGAAGAGGAGAUGUCUCUGGUAGAACUCCUGCUCUGGUGGGACUGCUUGUCUAGAACUGGUGUUGCAGCAUCCCUGGAAGUGUCAGAGAGCCCUGGGAGUAUCCAGGUGGCCCGGGGCCAGACAGCAGUCCUGCCCUGCACGUUCACUACCAGCGCUGCCCUCAUUAACCUCAAUGUCAUUUGGAUGGUCAUUCCUCUUGCCAAUGCUAACCAGCCUGAACAGGUCAUUCUGUAUCAGGGUGGACAGAUGUUUGACGGUGCCCCCCGGUUCCAUGGUAGGGUAGGAUUUACAGGCACCAUGCCAGCCACCAAUGUCUCUAUCUUCAUUAAUAACACUCAGCUGUCAGAUACAGGCACUUACCAGUGUCUGGUCAAUAACCUCCCAGACAGAGGGGGCAGGAACAUCGGGGUCACUGGUCUCACAGUAUUAGUUCCCCCUUCUGCCCCACACUGCCAAAUCCAAGGAUCCCAGGAUAUUGGCAGCGAUGUCAUCCUGCUCUGUAGCUCAGAGGAAGGCAUUCCUCGACCAACUUACCUUUGGGAGAAGUUAGACAAUACCCUCAAACUACCUCCAACAGCCACUCAGGACCAGGUCCAGGGAACAGUCACCAUCCGGAACAUCAGUGCCCUGUCUUCAGGUUUAUACCAGUGCGUGGCUUCUAAUGCCAUUGGAACCAGCACCUGUCUUCUGGAUCUCCAGGUUAUUUCACCCCAGCCCAGGAACAUUGGACUAAUUGCUGGAGCCAUUGGCACUGGUGCAGUUAUUAUCAUUUUUUGCAUUGCACUAAUUUUAGGGGCAUUCUAUUACUGGAGAAGCAAAAAUAAAGAGGAGGAAGAAGAAGAAAUUCCUAAUGAAAUAAGAGAGGAUGAUCUUCCACCUAAAUGUUCUUCUUCUGCCAAAGCAUUCCACACUGAGAUAUCCUCCUCAGAGAACAACACAUUGACUUCUUCCAAUACUUACAACAGUCGAUACUGGAGCAACAAUCCAAAAGUUCAUAGAAACACAGAGUCAUUCAACCACUUCAAUGACUUGCGCCAGUCUUUCUCCCUCCAGUCAGGCAAUGCCAGUAUACCAUCCAUUUAUGCCAAUGGGAACCAUCUAGUCUCAGGUCCACAUAAGACUCUGGUAGUGACAGCCAACAGGGAGUCGUCGCCGCAGGUCAUGUCCAGAAGCAAUGGCUCGGUCAGCAGGAAGCCUCGGCCUCAGCACACACAUUCCUACACCAUGAGCCACGCAACACUCGAGCGAAUCGGUGCCGUACCUGUCAUGGUGCCAGCCCAGAGUCGGGCCGGGUCCCUGGUAUAGAACACGAAGGGGUGUUGUGUUCAGAAAUGAAUAAAUGGAAUGCCUCCAUACAAGGAGGAGGGUGGGGUGGGCAGGUGCUGGGAAAGAAACACUUUCCUUGUAAUUAUAUUAGUAAAAAGCACAAAGAAGGCGAUGCUGUUACCUGGCCAUGAGAUGUGUGGAAUGGACUGGAAUGCUCCACCAUGAAGACUUGAUUUCCCACCACAGGUGUCCGGGGGUUCUAUUCAAAAAGCUGAAUCUCAAAGAUGUGCCAAGCCAAGGAAAAAGAUAUAAGAGCAGAAUAGCACUUAAAACCCAAACUGCAGUCCAGAUGGGCUUGUUCUUUAAUUCAUGCCUAACUUAAUAAUUUUUCAAAAGACUAAAGUGCCAGAUGGAGUUUAAAUAUUGAAAUUAUUUAAAAAGAUAGGUCUUUAAGGAAAUAAUGAGCAACCCUGUGAUAUGUUCUGCCUCUCCCCACUCAUUAUGUAGAGGGCUUAAUGGCGUAAACGGUUAACAUUGGUCCCAACAGUGCUGGCUCUUCUAUCAUAUAAUCAAAACUUUUUACACAAACAAAAUUAAGUAAGAAAUAGGGGAAAACAAAGGAAACUUCUUUGAGAAGCCCCUCAAUAUUUAUUUAUUUAUCUAUCUCUUCCUGAACCAUGAAUUUCAUAUUUGGAAUAUUGCUAUAUUGACAGAUUGUUACCUGUCUAUGUUAUUCUAGGAUCUGUUACAGGUCCAUGGCAAUUACUGUUCAUUUUUUCCUGGAAAAAUAGUUUUUUAAAGAAAACCUUUUUUUUUUCCCAACACAUGAGAGGCAUUGGGCUAGGAAAGACAAUUUGUUUAAUACCUUUUUCAGGGAUUGUGUCUAGUGAGCCCACAGGAGGUACAACAUACCAUCCUGAAAGUGCGCGGUUGUGUGGGCAGCACGGAAGCAGGAAGGUGAGGCUAAGGGUUGUAGCCUUGCCCCGGGCAGCCUCUCAGAGCAAGGCUUUCCAGGCCUUCCUUGCUGUCACUCUAACUUCUUGCUGUUACUCUUAAUGAGGGCAACACCUGAUGCCUUUUGUACUAGCGUAGAUAACUUUCUCCUUGUCUGACAUAUAGAGGUUACCAGGUUGUUACAGGGAGGACAGGAGUUGUUUUGUUUUUGUUUUGUUUUGUUUUGAAAGAGAUAAGACUGAGACAAAAGGAGUGUGUCCCAGAGUGCCCCUGGAAGGGACAGCCCUCUAUCUGUGACAGCUCAAGAUUGUAGUGUUGCCCAAAUGCAGUUUACAACACUGUAAAGAGACUCCUUUUGUGGUUAAUUGGCUGGCCUUGCAGUACACCAGAUUGAUUUAUAAACUCCCCACUCUAUUUUGUGCUAUGUAGAUCUGGCUAUUAUGCUACAUAGUGACUAUCUCGCCUUAAUCACACUUCAAGCAACCUACAAAUUUCUUCCCAGAUUUGUUUUCUAAAUUAUUUAUGACACUGACCCCAUGAUUCCAUAGGAGUGUAUUUUCUUCUUGGAUGUGUUUUCUUACUCCCCCUUCCUACCAUGCUUUUUGUCCUCUUUUCCUGCAAGCAUAGUCUUCACAGGGAGUGGCCUUCUGACCUUUUUUCAGUUAUUUGAAUGAAUGGAAACCAUCAGCUGCUGCAUACACUGUUUUUCCAAGAAGGCCACUCUCAGAACCUAACCAUUGCAACCACUUCAAUAUUGAUAAAAAGAUGAAUUUACUUUAGCAUUACUUAUUUUUUCCAUUUGAUGGUUCUCGACUUUGUAAAAAUUUAAAUAAAUGAAUGUCUAUACUUUUUAUAAAGAAAAGUGAAAAUACUGUGGCAAAGAAGAUACUAUCAGAUGCUGUGUAGGAAGCAUUUAUCUUGCAUUUCUUUAUUCUUUCUAAUUAUCUAAAAUUCAAUAAAAGUUUAUUCAUAUAAA